Messenger RNA from Didymella exigua CBS 183.55, 1536 nucleotides. RefSeq lists its product as uncharacterized. The transcript has 2 exons. Gene Ontology annotation, molecular function: DNA-binding transcription activator activity, RNA polymerase II-specific. The record is from RefSeq and is a predicted model, not a curated record. The coding region runs from base 130 to 1296 and encodes 388 amino acids. Lineage: Eukaryota; Fungi; Ascomycota; Dothideomycetes; Pleosporales; Didymellaceae. Gene Ontology annotation, biological process: regulation of transcription by RNA polymerase II.
AUCGCGUUGCAAAGCGCAAGGCCCACACCAAGUCGCGUAGAGGCUGUUUCAGUUGUAAGACACGUCAUACCAAAGUAAGUCCACGACUUUGGCGUGGCCAAUCAGAGCAGCCUGAGAGAGCUCCUUCACAUGUUGCAAUGCAACGAGGUCCGCCCACGAUGCGGAAAUUGUGUCAGACUCGACAUCCACUGCAACUGGCCCAUAACCCAAAGCCAGUACUCAGCAUCAUCACCACAGUCAAAUGGGAGCAACCGCCUUUCGCCUAUUGUGAGAGACCAUCAGCCCGCCCACAGCCCUGCUAACUCUGAUGCGAGCGAGUCUGAGCUGUCAUUACCGGACCUUCGCUUACUGCACCAUUGGAUGUCGAAGUGCUACUCAUCUCUACGUCCCUACCAGAUACCUUUCGAGGAGGACAACCUUUGGCGCGACCAAUGCACAGAGAUUGCUUUCCAGCAUCCUCCCCUCCUCCAUGGCUACCUGGCUCUGUCUGCGGUGCACAAGGCACUCACGGUGUCCGGCUCAGAUCGACAAAGUCUGCUUCUGCAGGCCGACUCACAUAUUUCUCGUGGUCUGGUUAUCUACAGGAAGCAUCUCGAGGCCCCCAACAUCGAACGAGCUAUCCCAAUGUUCAUGACUUCUACAAUACUGUUUACGUACAAUCUUGGCUCAGCACAGCUGGAGAAGCCUGAAGAUCCAAUCGAUGGCAUACAUCAUUGCUUUCGUCUCCUUGCCGGUAUCAAGAUGGUGGUCAUGCCGUUCUGGCUGCAGAUCAAGGACACCAGCAUUUUCUCGCACCUUGUUGAUUUGGCCGAAGGCGAUGAUACUGACUGCCUCGACAUAAAAGGCAAAGACGACUCAACUCCGCAGAUUCUAGCCCUUAAUGAGGUAACUGGACAUCUGCUCAACGCUGAGGAUAGAGAGGCGUGCCUUGCUGAGAUUGGUCAGCUUCACAAGACCUCUGUGCGACUCCGUCAUGUCUCUGCGCGUAGCGACGAGUAUUACCUGAUCCUGGGCUGGGCCGCUCAACUACAAGAGCGUUUUAUGCACCUGAUAUCAGCUCACAAUUCAGUUGCCUGCAUCAUCAUCGCUUUUUUUGCCGCGCUCCUGGCACAAGCUCGCCCAGUCUGGUGGGUUGGCAACUGGCCGCAAUGGCUCCUGGCAGCCUGCGAACAAUUGCUUGCAGCAACACCCGAACUCCUCAGGUGGCUGGAAUGGCCUCGACAGAUCAUUAAAACAAGAACCAGGAGCAUCGUCUCUACCCCAAUCUCCUUCGAUCAUUCUAGUACUGGACCUUGAUGAUAGUAUCCCAAAGCCACUAAGACCGAGCGAGAAAAUCGGGCCCAAGGUGUCCCAGUUAUCACCAUAUCAGCUGCCGAAUAGUCCUUGUACCACUUCCCCUAAUUUCUGCUUCAAAGGAGCCGUGCAGACGUCCUGUCAAUUGUCAACUCGCGGAAUAAUAAGGGAUGACCUGGUUCGUUCGCCGAAAGACCUGAGCUGCGGCACUGCAUGCCCAGCUCAUUGUGCCUCGACAGAUGC